Messenger RNA from Nymphalis io (European peacock), 741 nucleotides. RefSeq names its product prefoldin subunit 2 (gene Pfdn2). The coding region runs from base 203 to 631 and encodes 142 amino acids. Gene Ontology annotation, cellular component: prefoldin complex; cytoplasm. The transcript has 3 exons. NCBI's taxonomy places the organism in Eukaryota, Metazoa, Arthropoda, Insecta, Lepidoptera, Nymphalidae. Gene Ontology annotation, biological process: protein folding. Gene Ontology annotation, molecular function: protein folding chaperone. The record is from RefSeq and is a predicted model, not a curated record.
AGUAAUAUUUUUUACUAAAUUUGGCAGGUUCGGGUAUCAAAUGUUCGCGAGAUAUCUCAUAUCUUGAAAAUUAAAAUUAAGAAUUAACAUUUAUAUACUAAAAACGUAUAUUGACGCUGAAAAUUAAAUUGUAUAUAUUUAAUUAUAUUCAAAUCACUUCAGUCGCGAAACCUAACCUCUAACAGAAACAUAUUCACUCAAAAUGGCUAAAAGUACGGGCAAAGGAGGUAAAGCAAAAUCUAGUGACAUUUUUGCGGGAUUUCAAAACUUACGCAGCGAACAAAGACAGCUCGCCACUAAAAUUUCAGAACUAGAAAUGGACUUAAAUGAGCACAAGAUAGUCAUUGAGACACUACAGGCAGUGGAACCUGGUCGCAAAUGUUUUAGAAUGGUAGGUGGUGUGGUGGUAGAGAGAACUGUUGCAGAAGUAUUACCAGAAUUAGAAGUAAAUAAAGAACACUUACCACAAGCAUUGCAGGCCUUACAUGAGCAGCUAGCAAAAAAAGGUCAAGAAAUCAAUGAUUACAUAGAAAAGCAUGAUAUUAAGGUUCAAAGAGGCUCAGAAAAUGUCAGUGAGGCACCUCGAGAAGAUGCACCUGCCAAAACAAAUGUGCUUGUUGCAAGCGGCUGAUCAUAGGUGGCUUAUGGGCAUACAUACAUUUGUUUCUACAUUAAGAAUGCCUUUUUAAUUUUCUUUCUGCAUUUGUAUAAUUAAUAAACCUAAAGAAAUUUGUAUUAGUA